Messenger RNA from Phragmites australis (common reed), 2559 nucleotides. RefSeq names its product U-box domain-containing protein 70-like. The record is from RefSeq and is a predicted model, not a curated record. Lineage: Eukaryota; Viridiplantae; Streptophyta; Magnoliopsida; Poales; Poaceae. Gene Ontology annotation, biological process: protein phosphorylation; protein ubiquitination. Gene Ontology annotation, molecular function: protein kinase activity; ATP binding; ubiquitin-protein transferase activity. The coding region runs from base 43 to 2277 and encodes 744 amino acids. The transcript is spliced from 8 exons.
GUCAGCAUUUUACCUUGUCAAACAGGCAACUCUUUCCUAUUCAUGCGGUCAUACCACAGUUCGGUUCUCUAUAUUAGCCGUCCGAAAGAUAAAGUGAUAAACUGGUUGAUACCAUAUGAAAGAACAAUACCCCUCUGGUUCUUCUUCAAGGACUUUGCAGCUGCACGCAUGAUGCUCAAGCAGAAGAGUCUGUUUAAAGACAAGGUGUUUGUUGCACUCUCUGAGGAGCCUAGGGAUGGCCGGUCCAUACUGUCUUGGGUUAUUGAUCAUGCAUCUGAAAGCGCAGAGAUCAUCAUCGUCCACAUAGUAACUGCACCAAACUUUGAAAGCAGACAGCAAAUUUUGGACAGCUACCUAGAUCAGUGCUCAAGGAAUAAGGUAAGAGCUGAGAAACGGGUGUAUCUUUAUACCAAGAUAGAUGAAGGCCUUCUUAAUCUGAUAAAAAUAUAUGGGGUCACUGAACUUGUUAUGGGUGCAGCAGCAGACAGACAUUACAGGAGAAAAAUGAAAGCACCGCAGUCUCAGACAGCAAUGAGCGUGAUGCAAAAAGCCAAUUCACACUGCAACAUACGGUUUAUUUGCAAUGGAAAGCUAAUACUUUUCAGUGGAUGGAACUUUUCCAGGGAGGCAAUUUCCUGCCUACUGACCAAGUCAAAAUCAGCGCGACCAACUUCUGCUGUUCCCAAAAUGGAUCUUCAAAGUUUGCUUCAGAUUAAUUUAGAGGAUAAAAGAUUGGAAUAUAUGUACAUUAAGGAAAUGGAACUAAGGAAAGAGGUAGAAGCAGAACUCUCACAACAAAAGGAAGAGACAGAAACUCUGAAGGAAGCAAUGCUAGUGCUCCAAAAUGAGCUGGAUUGGUAUAAAUACCAAUGGAAAAAGAAUGCCAAUGCAUUGCAGGAUGUAAACCAGCAGAAGUGCCUUCUGGAACACCGCAUAUCAGAGUCAGACUCUAUUGCUAGCUAUCUAGAAGAGAGCAUGAGAGCUUCUGAAUCUCUUGUCCAGUCACUAAACUUGGAGUACAAUAAAGUGAAGCGGGAGCGAGAUGAUGUGGUUAAAGAGGCAAGGGACAUGCGUAUAGAGAAAGAGCUCACCGCACAUUGUGCCUAUGGAGUGAUGAGCUCCGGGUUCUCCUUGAUGGAGUUGGAGCAGGCUACCCAGGAUUUCAGCAGUUCACUGAACAUUGGUCGAGGUGGAUUUGGAUCUGUCUAUAAAGGUUUUCUCCGCAACACUACAGUAGCUAUAAAGGUGCUCAAUACCGAAACCUUGCAUGCCCAAUCACAGUUCCAGCAAGAGGUAGCUAUACUCAAUAGAGUGAGGCAUCCAAACCUAGUCACCCUUAUUGGAGCCUGCCCUGAAGCUUCAGCCCUCGUUUACGAGUUCUUACCAAAUGGAAGCCUGGAAGACCGACUCAACUGUGUUGACAACACCCUGCCUCUCACUUGGCAGGUGCGCAUCCGGAUCAUCGUGGAGGUUUGCUCUGCACUGAUCUUCCUUCACAAGCACAGGCCUCAUCCCGUUGUGCACGGGGACCUCAAGCCAGGCAACAUCCUCCUUGAUGCAAACUUGCUGAGCAAGCUCAGCGACUUUGGGAUCUCCCGUCUCCUGCUGGAGUCUAGUGUCACUGGCAGCGAUGCACACUUCACCUCCCAACCUAUGGGCACACCAGCAUACAUGGACCCAGAGUUCUUCGGCACAGGGGAACUGACGCCACAGUCUGACACUUACUCCUUCGGCAUUACAAUCCUGCGUCUCUUGACCGGAAGGGCGCCUCUACGCCUCACAAGGGUGGUGCAGAAGGCACUGAACGAUGAUGACCUGCGCUCUGUGUUGGAUCACUCGGCAGGUGAUUGGCCGCUGGUGAAGGCAGAGCAGCUUGCACGCAUUGGGCUGCGGUGCACGGAGCUUAGCAGGCAGAAGCGCCCUGAUCUUGAACGCGAUGUUUGGAGGGUGGUUCAACCUAUGAUAGAGGAAGCUCCUUCCCCAUUGUCGCAGUCUUUUCGAUCCGUCAGCAGUGAAAGUGGUACAGCUCUUACCACGCCAUCCUACUUCCUUUGCCCAAUCUCUCAGGUGAUCAUGAGAGAUCCUCAGGUUGCAGCAGAUGGCUUCUCCUAUGAAGCUCAUGCUCUUAGAGAUUGGCUGGAUAGCGGGCGCAACACAUCUCCAAUGACGAAGAGAGCUCUUCCAAACCGUGAUACCGUCCCCAACCACGCACUGCGUUCAGCCAUCCAAGAAUACCUCCAACAGAACAAGCUGCAAAAGCUAUUUGCACAUGGGUAGCAGCAGGCCAUUGUUGGAGCUUCAACUGUGUUCUAUCGUAGUAGCUUGAUUUGUGUUGUCCGCCAACUGAUAAGCUUAAUAUAAUCGAAGUUAAGGCAUGCCAUUUGAGUUGUAAACUCAAGCGGUGCCACAUAAAAGUCCCUUUUAUGAUUUGUACGUGAUGGAUCACGUAAUUCUGGGCUAUGAAACGAUUGAUUACGUACUUAUUUUAUCAAAUGGUUGGUAUGUCAACUGCUUUGAUAUGACGAUAAGAGUUAAUAAAGCUUCCUUUAUAUAAAAAAA